This is a messenger RNA of Paramecium tetraurelia, 994 nucleotides long. RefSeq lists its product as uncharacterized. Gene Ontology annotation, molecular function: oxidoreductase activity. The transcript has 4 exons. Lineage: Eukaryota; Ciliophora; Oligohymenophorea; Peniculida; Parameciidae. The record is from RefSeq and is a predicted model, not a curated record.
CAUAUAUAUCCAAAUAAUUAAAAUGUCUGAUUUGAGAUUUGAUAAUAAAGUUGUUGUCAUAACAGGAGCAGGAAGAGGCCUUGGAAAGGCUUAUGCCUUGUUUUAUGGGUCUGUUGGAGCCAAAGUAUUAGUAAAUGAUAAUGGCUGUGAUUUGGAUGGAAAGAACACCAAUCCUAAAUUUGCAGAUGAAGUUGUGGCAACAAUAAAGAGCAAGGGAGGAGUAGCAGUGGCCAACUAUGACUCUGUGUUAAAUGGUGAUAAAAUCAUUGCACAUGCUAUAAAAGAAUUUGGAAGACUUGAUGUUCUUAUCAAUAAUGCCGGCAUCUUAAGAGACAAGAUAUUGGCCAAGUUGACAGAAGAAGAUUGGGAUAUCGUUGUCAAAACUCAUUUAUACGGAACCUAUUCUGUAUGCAAGGCUGCUUGGCCAAUCAUGAGAGAUCAAGGAUUUGGCAGAAUAAUUAAUACAUCCAGUGGAUCUGGUUUGUAUGGAACUUUGGGUCAAACCAAUUAUGCAGCUGCAAAAGCAGGAAUAGUUGGACUCACAUUGACAUUGGCUAAGGAAGGAGAGAGAAGAAACAUAUUAUGUAACGUGUUGGUCCCAGUUGGAGCAUCUAGAAUGACAGAAACAAUCAUGCCACCUGAUGUGUUGACUGGAAUCGAUCCAAAUAAUCUCACACCAAUAUUGGCUGUUUUAACCCAUGAAACAAACAAAGACUAUAAUGGUGGAAUUUAUGAAUGUUCUGGAGGAUUCUUCUCUAGAGUCAGAUGGUAAAGAACUGAAGGUGUCUCUUUGGACUUGCCUGUUAAAAUUAGCGAAGUUCAAAAGAAUUGGGCUAAGAUCAAUGAUUUCAGUGGAAACAAUGAAUACCCCACUGGAAAUGCCGACUUAUUCAACAAGGUUUAAGAAAAUCUAGAUAGGUUGGAAUAAUAGGCUGCCUAAAAGCCAAAGUUAUGAGUUUAGAAUUUACAUUAUUAAUAUGAAUAUUUUAUGUAA